AAAUCUUCAUGCAUUUGGACAAUUUGGCGUGUUUUGAAGAAAGGCAUUGACGGUGAGAAAAUUCGUGUUGAAUUUACGUCGGAAUUCGGUCACUUAUAAUUGAAUUUGAGAACCUGAAUCCGUGGCUGGUUUGUUUAAAAAGAAAUGUGAUAGUAUUCGAGGUGAUAGGAAGAAAGGGUUUUGGAUCCUAUAACGGUAAUAACAGCGCCAUUGGAUGGCGCUGUUCAGACGAUUGUUUUACCGGAAGCCACCUGAUCGGCUUCUCGAGAUAUCCGAACGUGUAUACGUGUUUGACUGUUGCUUCACUGCGAAUGUUAUGGAAAAAGACAACUUCAAAGUGUAUAUGGAUAGCAUUGUGGCACAGCUACAGGACUACUUUUCAGAAGCUUCGUUCGUGGUGUUUAAUUUCAGAGAAGGGGAUGGGCGGAGCCGAAUUUCAGACAUUCUAAGCGAGUACAACAUGACUAUUAUGGACUAUCCUCGGCAAUAUGAGGGGUGCCCGCUGCUGCCACUUGAAAUGAUCCAUAACUUCCUUCGAUCAUGUGAAAGCUGGUUAUCAUCGGAAGGGCAGCAGAAUGUGCUUUUGAUGCACUGUGAAAGAGGAGGAUGGCCGGUACUUGCUUUCAUGCUUGCCGGUCUUCUGUUGUAUCGAAAACAAUAUAGUGGUGAGCAGAAGACUCUUGAAAUGGUCUACAAGCAAGCUUCUAGGAACCUUCUCAAGCUUCUGUGCCCUUUGAACCCCCAGUCUUCUCAUUUGAGAUAUCUGCAUUAUAUUUCUAGAAGAAAUUCGAGAAUUGAUUGGCCUCCCGCAGAUUCACCUCUAUUUUUGAAUUGCAUAAUUCUUAGAGUUCUUCCCCUUUUUGAAGGGGGAGAUGGGUGCAGGCCGGUUAUACACGUCUAUGGUAAGAACCCCAAAACACCAGCCAGUAGAAGUUCUAAGCUUCUAUUUUCAACUUCCAAGUCAAAAAAACAAGUUCGUUACUUCCAAAAGGAAGAGUGUGCAUUGGUGAAAAUCGAUGCUCAUUGUCAUAUUCAAGGGGAUGUUGUGCUUGAGUGCGUCCAUUUAAAUGAAGAUUUGGUACAUGAAGAGAUAAUAUUCAGAAUUAUGUUUCACACAGUGUUUGUUCGAGGAAAUAUUUUGAAAUUCAACCACGAUGAAGUUGAUGUGUUGUGGGAUGCCAGGGAUCAAUUUCCAGAGGAAUUUUCAGCAGAGGUAAAUUUUAUGGACCCUGAUGCAGUUGUCCCUCGUCUCACCAGAGUCACAACAAGUGAAAAUGGGAAUGAGAUUGAAAGUGGCUCGCCAGAGGAAUUUUUUGAGGUGGAAGAGAUCUUCAGCAAUGCAGUUGAUAUGCUGGACGGAAAGGUGGAUGAUGACAGUUUGAAAGUUCAUUACAACAAGUUAGAGCAGAAAGAUGUCCGGAGGGAGGGUGUAGAUCCUCAUAGAUUUCAAGAGUGUGCCUUAAAUGAUGGGAACAAAAAACAGGAUGUCAAGGUUGAUUCUAGUAUAGAUGCAGUGAAGGACAUAGCUGUGGAUGAUGUGAAUUACAAAUUAAAUAAGAUGGAUUCUGACACUAAUGCUGUGAAGGACAUAGCAGUUGAUGAAGGAGACAUUAAGGUUGGUUCAGUGGGGUUUAGUAUUGGCCUGUGGUGGGAUAUAGAAACCAAGAAGGUGACAGAAGAUGUUCUUGGCAAGUUGGAAUACGUGGAAGAUAUAGUCAAUAGAGACACUGUUCCACUGAAGAAGCAAAGGUUGGAAACUGAUAUUUCCAGACCUAAACCUGAGAAAUUUUUGCCUCCUUCAAAGAAAUGGGGUGGGCUGUUCCCAAAACCAGCUUCAGAUUCUGUUCUGGUGAAACCAAAGAGCAAACAACUAGAACCUCAGGGCCAUCCUGCAAGACAAGCAAAGCCAAAUGCCAUAUCUCGAUGGAUCCCUCCUAACAAAGGCUCUUAUGCAAAUUCGAUGCAUGUAUUAUAUCCACCAUCAAGACAUAGUAGUGCACCACCUACACUUUCCAGUACUACAGCUUUUUUGAGGAAAUCGAAGUCUGGUUCCAAUCUAAAGGUUUCUACCGGAGCUAUGAUUUCAAACGAUGUUUUAUUCAGGCACAAAAGUCAGAAGGUUGACCAUGUAAAGGCUUCAGACUCUUCAAAAGAAAUAUCUACCUCUCCCAUAGUUCCAACAUCGCUGCAUGGUCUACCACAAUCGGUGUAUAUUCCACAUAGCAAUCCACAACCAUCACCACCACCUGCUCCUCCUCUUCCUCCUCCUUCCCCAUCUCCACCAAGACCUCUCUUGGUUCCACAAUCUAUGCAGGAAAAUACAUCUAUACUACCUUCCCUACCUUCCGGAGAUGUUUCUAGAUUGCCUUUCGCAGCAUCACGGUCUUCCCUUCCACCUUGCACUACAACAAAUGUACAUACUAUUGGGAUGGUUGCACAAUCUCCGGUGGCAGGUCCUCUGCUGCUUCCCUCUCCUCCAUUAUCUAUUUCUCAGACUACCACACUGGUUUUGCUUCCUCCACAACAUUCAUCAUCCCGGAAGUCUAGGUAUUCUUUAGCCUCUACUGUACUACAUUCUCCACCUCAAACCCCUCCUCAUCCAUCUUCUGUCAGAUCAUUGUGUACAACACAGCCUAGUAAUGAACCUUCUUUUCAUCUACAACCCCCUCCCACUACACCAAUUAAAUGUGCUAUAUCUCCACCUAUCAUGCAUGAAGUGCUAUCAUCACCUUCUCUACCCCUAGCCACUCCAUUGUGUGAUUCUCCAUCUCCACUUCCACCUUCCCUCCCACCACCAGUGCCCACUGGACAUGGACCUUUGCCACCCCCAUCCCUACCCCCAUUGCCACCUUUUCAAUAUCAAGCUUUGGCACCUCUACCUCUACCAUCACCAAUGCCUCUUCUUCAAGUAGCUUCUUCACCACCACCAUUGCCACCACCUUUUUUGCAGGGAUUUGCGUAUGGACAUUCUCGACCACCCUUCCCAAUGCCUAGUUGUCUUUCCCCUCUACUUGCACCACUCCCAUCGAUGUUUAGUUCCUUGAUUCCUCCACUUGUACCACCCCUAUUGAUGUCUAGUGCCCUCCCUUCUUCACCUCUAUCACCCUUAUUAGUGUCUAGCACUCCAUUUCAUCCUCCUCCUCCAUCAUCCCUAUCAAUUUGUACUUGCCCACUUUCUUCUGCAUCUCCAUCACCCCCAUCGAUUUCUAGCACCUAUUCUCCAACGCUCCCCUCGAUGUCUAGUGCUUCAUCUCUUCCUCCCCUAACACCCACAUCAACGUCUAGCGCCCCAUUUCCUCCUUCACCUCCACCAUCCCUAUCAAUGUCUAGUGCCCCACCUCAUCCACAACCCUCAUCAAUGUCUAGCACCCUAUUUCCUCCAUCUUCACCACCCUUUUCGACGAUUAGUGUUCCGCCUCCAUCUCAACCACCCCCAUCGAUGUGUAGUGCCCCACUUCCUCCCCUACCUUUAUCACUCUCUUCGACAACUAGUGCCACACCUACAUCUCCACUGCCCCAUUCGGUGUCUAGUGCCCCCCUUCCUCCUUCACCUUCACCACCCUCUUUGACGACUACUGCCCCACCUCCACCUCUAUCCGCACCACCCGCAUUAGUGUCUAGCGUCCCAUCCCCAUCACCCCUGUUGGUUUCUAAUGCUAUACCUCUUCCCCCGUUGAUGUCUAGUGCCCCACCUCCGCCUGCUCAUGAAAUUGCAGCAACAACCUCGUCUCCUAUGCAUGGAGCUCCUCGUCCACCACCUCCAUUGCCAUCUCCUGGGGGUGGAGCGCCUCCUCCAGGCGGCGGAGUGCCUCCUCCACCGCCACCUCCCGGGGGUGGAGCGCCUGGCCCUCCAGCACCACCUGGAGUUCCUGGCGGUGGACCGCCACCUCCUCCUCCUGGCGCUAGAGGAAGAGGGCGUGGGCUAUCUCGUUCAGGAGCUAUUACAACUAGGAAAUCUUCCUUAAAGCCUUUACACUGGAGCAAAGUCUCAAGGGCAAUAAAAGGAAGCUUAUGGGAGGAAUUGCAAAGACAUGGAGAGCCUCAAAUUGCUCCAGAAUUUGAUGUAUCAGAACUUGAGAAACUUUUCACUGCUGUUGUUCCUAAACGUGCUCGUGGGGGUAAAGGGAAAGGCAAGUCAGGUGGAUCAAAAACUGACAAAGUCCACUUGAUUGACUUGAGGAGGGCCAACAACACUGAAAUUAUGCUCACUAAAGUUAAAAUGCCGCUUCCUGAUAUGAUGGCUGCAGUGAUAGCAAUGGAUGAUACAGUAUUAGAUGUUGAUCAAGUGGAAAAUCUCAUAAAAUUUUGUCCAACUAAAGAGGAAAUGGAACUUCUCAAGAACUACACUGAUGACAAGGAGACUCUGGGGAAGUGCGAACAGUACUUUUUGGAGCUGAUGAAAGUGCCCCGAGUAGAGUCAAAAUUGAGAGUGUUUUCUUUCAAGAUUCAGUUCCGGACUCAGAUUUCUGAAUUUAGAAGGAGCUUAGAAACUGUAAACUCUGCAUGUGAUGAGGUACGCAAUUCGGAUAAAUUGAAGGAAAUCAUGAAGAAAAUUCUCUAUCUAGGAAACACAUUGAACCAAGGAACUGCACGGGGUUCUGCUGUGGGGUUUAAGUUGGACAGUCUUCUAAAGCUCACAGAUACACGUGCUGCUACCAGCAAGAUGACGCUAAUGCAUUAUCUUUGCAAGGUCCUAGCUGAAAAGAACCCAACACUAUUAGAUUUUCACCUCGAGUUUGUUAGCCUUGAAGCUGCAGCUAAGAUACACUUAAAAGUUUUAGCAGAAGAAAUGCAAGCUAUAACUAAGGGAUUAGAAAAGGUUAAGCAGGAGUUGGCUGCCUCAGAAAAUGAUGGUCCUGUUUCUGAUGUUUUUCGUAAGACAUUAAAAGAAUUCGUUUCUGGAGCUGAAGCGGAGGCGGCAUCUGUAACAAAUCUAUAUACUGAAGUGGGUAAAAAUGCAGAUUCACUUGCAGUCUAUUUUGGUGAGGAUCCUGCCCGAUGCCCAUUUGAGCAAGUUACAACAACAAUCUUAAAUUUUGUGAGGUUGUUUCGAAAAGCACACGAAGAGAAUAUGAAGCAGGCCGAAGUGGAGCAGAAGAAAGUUGAGAAGGAGGCCGAAACGGACAAGGACAAGGGAACAAAAGAAGAAGAAUAGUCGAGGAUUGGUUUCUCUAUUCCUACAGAGGUAAUAUUGCCCGUCUAGCAGCUGAUGUCUAUGCCGAAGAGUUCGACUCAAUGACAGGAAAUGCUGCCUUGUAGGGCUGUUGACUGAUGAUGCCUACCAUUCUCUGGUAUGGUGCAAUUUUAAAGCCUUCAGAAAUUUUGUAAGUGAGGCAAGGGCCUUGUUCUAGAAGCUUGCUGGCCUCGAACUUUGCAUGGGGCUUCAGGAGACAGUUUUAUACAGUAAGUUUCUCAAUCCCAUUAUCGUUGAAUGACCAGUGCAACUUUCGGAGCAGAUGUCAGAUGGACCAGGCUUCGAAGCAGAGUGGUUAUGACCACAGCCGAGCAGAGCCGAGGUUCUUAAAUGCAGGCUAUCAAGGUCACUGCUAUGGCACUUCUAGCAUUAACAUCAUUCUGAACUCGGUGUUGCGGUCCAUCACUUGGCGAUGUUAGACGACCUCUUUUCAGCUUCCGCCAUUCAUUUACCGUAAUUCCUUCAGCUCCGAAGCGGAUGUGGGACUGUCGACACUGGAAGUUCUACUGUACCAUUAAAAAGUGUA
This is a messenger RNA of Hibiscus syriacus, 5720 nucleotides long. RefSeq names its product formin-like protein 20. NCBI's taxonomy places the organism in Eukaryota, Viridiplantae, Streptophyta, Magnoliopsida, Malvales, Malvaceae. The record is from RefSeq and is a predicted model, not a curated record. The transcript is spliced from 20 exons. Bases 215 to 5155 code for a protein of 1646 amino acids.